Molecule: messenger RNA, 1821 nt
Organism: Gadus chalcogrammus (walleye pollock)
Lineage: Eukaryota; Metazoa; Chordata; Actinopteri; Gadiformes; Gadidae
Gene: opn7a
Product: opsin 7, group member a
Exons: 6
Coding region: 445-1821 (458 amino acids)
Biological process (GO): G protein-coupled receptor signaling pathway
Cellular component (GO): membrane
Molecular function (GO): G protein-coupled receptor activity
Source: RefSeq, a predicted model, not a curated record
AGGAAGAACCAGCUGUGCGCGUCACAGACGCUCGAGCGAGACGACUUCGAAGAGCUCUGCUACCUUUUUUGUUGCCGUGUUCCUAAAAUCGCUUUUCCAGGUGUCGAGAUGGGGUACAUUUGUGUUUGCUGUGAGCACAAAAGACGCGCAAACCAUAUUUCAUAUUUUGUAUACGUAUUGCUGUCUGUUUCUCUAUCGUGUGUCCUAAAUCAUUUUUGUCCAUUUUCUUUUAAAUAAUGACGAUUUCGUGUUUUCCAAAGCGACGGAUGGCCUACAACGUGAACUUUGGGCAACAUGCGCUCCGGCGUGGCAGUGGACCUCGUCUUCACUGCCGGCACGUGAGGUGGUAGCGCGCGGGAGUCGCUGGACGGGCGGUGUCUGAAGAAGCGUUCACACGUAUGUGUGUCGCCGUGUGCGAGCGUGCACGUGAGUGUAUCCGUCAUAAUGUGGAUUCAGUGGGUUGAAGACAACAGCACCUUCCACUCCACCAUCCCAGAGGCAGCAGACCUGGUGGUGGCCAGCAUCUACACCCUCUUUGGUGUUUGUUCGUUACUAGGCAACGGCAUGCUACUGUACGUGUCCUACGAGAAGAGGACGGGGUUGAAGCCGGCCGAGUUCUUCAUCAUCAACCUGGCGGUCAGCGACCUGGGCAUGACCCUGAGCCUGUACCCUCUGGCCGUCACCUCCAGUAUCUACCACAGGUGGCUGUACGGUGAGGCCGUGUGUCUCCUGUAUGCGUUCUGCGGUGUGCUGUUUGGCAUCUGCAGUCUGAGCACCCUGACGGUGCUCAGCAGCGUGUGCUGUCUGAAGGUCUGCUACCCGCUCUACGGCAAGCGCCUGAGCCCCGCCCACAGCCGCCUCCUGAUUGGCUGCUGCUGGGCGUACGCGCUGCUCUUCGCCUGCUCCCCGCUCCUCCACUGGGGGGCGUACGGGCCCGAGCCCUACGGCACGGCGUGCUGCAUCGACUGGCGGCGGUCGCGGCACGAGGCCGGGGCGCGCUCCUACACGCUGGCGCUGUUGCUGCUGUGCUACGCCGCGCCCUGCUGCGUCAUGCUGCUCUCCUACGGCCACAUCCUGCUGACGGUGCGGGAGUCGCGCCGCGCCGUGGAGCAGCACGCCGUCUCGGCCGCCACGCGCCGCACCGGGAGCCUGCAGGCCGUCAUCCUUAAGCUCAGUGUGGCCGUCUGUAUCGGCUUCCUCUUGGCCUGGAGUCCCUAUGCCCUGGUGUCCAUGCUGGCUACCUACGGACACGUCGAGUCCCUGCCCCCCAUGGCGUUCGCCGUGCCCGCGGUCUUCGCAAAGUCCUCCACACUCUACAACCCUCUGAUCUACCUCCUCCUCAAACCCAACUACCGCCACCUCCUGAGCCAACACCUUCUGGCGCAGCGCAAGAAAUGCCCGCGUCUGCUCUGUCCGCCCCGCCUCUCCCUCUGCUCCUUCCUGGGCUCCUUCUCUGACCCCGCCCCCCCAUGUUCUGACUCCGCCCCCCCGUGUUCUGACUCCGUCCCCCAAGCCCAGGCCACACUGGGCCCCUCCCACUGUGACUGCGGGCAGUGCGCGGACACCUUCGAGUGUUUCAAACACUAUCCUCGCUGCUGUCACGGCAACGUCAAGGCCUCGCAACCCGUACCGGGUGGCCGGACGAGGGGCCCCGGGGGCUCCCGGGGGCCCAGGCCGGGUGGGGUUUGGGUGCCCGGAGCCGGCCUGGCUCCUGUUCAGGCCGGCUUCUCGACCAAUAGGCAGAGAGUAGGAGUGACGUUCUGCGAUCAGAAGAACAUUCAACAGGAGAGUGAGCUCCCCCUGGAAACUGUUUCCAAAUAG